Molecule: messenger RNA, 1693 nt
Organism: Acinonyx jubatus (cheetah)
Lineage: Eukaryota; Metazoa; Chordata; Mammalia; Carnivora; Felidae
Gene: PRSS23
Product: serine protease 23
Exons: 2
Coding region: 148-1287 (379 amino acids)
Biological process (GO): proteolysis
Molecular function (GO): serine-type endopeptidase activity
Source: RefSeq, a predicted model, not a curated record
CGCCGCUCGCCCGCCCGCCUGCUCGCACUCGGUCGCGCCGCGGGGCAGGCAUGGGAGCCGCACGCGGCCUCCCGGCGCCCACACCUGUUUGAACGGCGCGGCGAGCCGCGGCCCCGGCGGGCUGCUCGGCGCGGAGUGGUGCUCAGCAUGGCGGGGAUUCCAGGGCUCCUCCUCCUCCUCCUCCUCCUCCUCCUCCUCUGUGCUGUGGGGCAGGUGAGCCCCUAUGGUGCCCACUGGAAACCCACUUGGCCUGCUUACCGCCUCCCUGUGGUCUUGCCCCAGUCCACCCUCAACUUAGGCAAGCCAGACUUCGGGGCUGAAGCCAAAUUGGAGGUGUCCUCCUCGUGUGGACCCCAGUGUCACAAGGGGACUCCACUGCCCACUUAUGAAGAGGCCAAACGGUACCUGUCUUAUGAAACGCUCUAUGCCAAUGGCAGCCGCACCGAGACCCAGGUGGGCAUUUAUGUCCUCAGCAGUGGUGGGGGACAAGAGUCUUCAGGAAAGUCUCGGAGGAAGCGGCAGAUUUAUGGCUAUGACAGCAGAUUCAGCAUUUUUGGGAAGGACUUCUUGCUCAACUAUCCCUUCUCAACAUCAGUGAAGUUAUCUACAGGCUGUACGGGCACCCUGGUGGCAGAGAAGCAUGUGCUCACAGCUGCCCAUUGCAUACACGAUGGGAAAACUUACGUGAAGGGAACCCAGAAACUUCGAGUGGGCUUCCUGAAGCCCAAGUUUAAAGAUGGUGGCCGAGGAGCCAACGACUCGAGCUCAGCCAUGCCGGAGAAGAUGAAGUUUCAGUGGAUCCGGGUGAAACGCACCCACGUGCCCAAGGGCUGGAUCAAAGGCAAUGCCAACGACAUCGGUAUGGAUUAUGACUAUGCCCUCCUGGAACUGAAAAAACCCCACAAGAGAAAGUUCAUGAAGAUUGGGGUAAGCCCUCCUGCCAAGCAGCUGCCGGGGGGCAGAAUCCACUUCUCUGGUUAUGACAAUGAUCGACCAGGCAAUUUGGUGUACCGCUUCUGUGACGUUAAAGAUGAGACUUAUGACCUCCUCUACCAGCAGUGUGAUGCCCAGCCCGGGGCCAGCGGGUCCGGAGUCUAUGUGAGGAUGUGGAAGCGACAGCAGCAGAAGUGGGAGAGAAAAAUUAUUGGCAUUUUUUCAGGGCACCAGUGGGUAGACAUGAAUGGUUCUCCACAGGAUUUCAACGUGGCUGUUCGAAUCACCCCUCUCAAAUAUGCCCAGAUUUGCUAUUGGAUUAAAGGAAACUACCUGGAUUGUAGGGAGGGGUGACCCCGGGUUCCUUCCUGGCGGCACUUAGUGGUCUCCAUGUACUUAUUUUAGGACAGGCCAAAUUUUGUCAUUGGUGUGUGUGUGAGAGUGUGUGUGUGUGUGUGUGUGUGUGUGUGUGUGUGUAAUGUGUCAUAAUUAUCUUUUACCUAAUUUUUAAAAAUUGCAAGAUGACUGGCUUUAUUUGAAAACCGGUUUGUGUAUCAUAUAGCAUUUAAACAGGUUAAAGGCAUUCUUUUGCAUAGAAGUGAAAAAAAAAACAUGCUGAUGUUUGGGAUGAUAGGGAAUAUUUAGCAAUUAAGUUAAUCUUUUACUUUCUGAGAACUUUGAUUUUUAUUUCAUAUGAACUUGUUUCAAAGGUUUAUAUUAAAUAUGUGGCAUAUGGGAGAUAUAAAUUCUUAAAUUCUUA